GCCGCAGUCGCGGGUAUUUAACGUAAACAGUGCGCCCAAGAUUUUCGCGCCAAAGUGGAGUGUAUGAGCAUUCAGUGAGCAAGCUGCAGUCGCAUGUAUUGGCAUGUAUGGCGCGCCCUUGUCAUAAAAAGAGUUCGUUUUUGUAGUCAUUUUCUUAUUAGUUUACAAUAAUUUGAGUGUUAAUUUUUUAAAAGAUGGGGCAGUCGGACGAUAUUGAUGAUUCUACGUACAGUAGACAUCAGGAAUUAUGUCAAAAGCUGAAUAUGGAUGCAACAUCAGCAUCGGAGGCUUGGAGGUCCUACGAAACCAUAAGACAGAAUUAUUCACUCGAGGGCGAAGCAAUUCACUGGAUAGGGUGUGCUUUAUAUGUUGCUUGUCGCAAAACUCCUACUUCAUCUUCAGGAAGGUCUUCGUCAAAUGUCGAGACUAACAGGGUGUCAUUAACUCGACUUUUACGACUUUGCAAUUUACCUUUAUUGGAAUUCUUCUCAAAAAGCAAACAAUGGGCAGAUAUGGCGAACAUGCCACAGGAUUUUCGUUUUAGAAUUGAGAAACUCGAGCGAAACUUUGCCGUCUCUUUCAACAUCUUCAAAAAAUACCAACCAAUUUUUGCAGACAUUUUUCAAAAUCCCGCAGAAACUUUGCAGCCAACAAGAUCGCGAAGGCAAAAGAAUAUUCCAUGCACCCCAGGAAGAGUAUUUGAAUUUUGCUGGAGUCUUUUUGUAUGCAUAAAGGGUACAAUUCCAGCUAUUUCCGAUGACUUAGUCAACUCGUACCAUUUACUUUUGGUAUGCUGCGAUCUUAUGUACAAAAAUGCUAUUUUAAAUGAUAGACGUGAUUUAUUGAAUCCCAAUUUUCCUGGCCUACCGUCGAAUUUCAAUGAGGAAAGUUAUAUUCCGAGUAAAACGGCGAACUGCAUUCUUGAAUUGCUGUCGAAUCGUCACGACGCCAUCACGGUUGAAGCAAUGAUCAUCAAGGAACAUAUUUUUAAAAAUCUUUUGAAUAAAUUAUUCGAUGAUCAAGUCCUUCAAGGAGAACGAUCCAAUUUUUCCGAGAUCUUAGAAACUACAAAUUUCGAUGCUAAUUUCAAGGCAGUUAAUAAAUUGUACGAACAUCACGUGCUUUCCGUUGGUGAUUUUGACGAAAGAAUAUUUUUGGGGGAAAGUGCAAAUGUCAAUAUUGGUUCACCUAGAAGAAUAAUAAAUGUCGGAGAUUUGCAAGAGCAAUUUCAAGCGAGACGAGAGUCGGAAGGAGGACAGGUUCAAAAUUCUGCGCCACCAACUCCAUUGACCGGUCGAAAAUAUUUAAGACCCAGAGAUACUUCAAGUGUUGCGCCAGUUUCCAAUGCCACGCAAAGUGUCAAUCGUCUAUUUCACCUUUUGAACAGACGGCAAGGAUCACCAAGUGAAGCUUUGCUCGAAAUUUUCAACAGUUGUUCACGUGACGUUAAAACUAUCGUUGAAACCAAAGUUAAAGAGAUUGGAGAUUUAUUUUGUGCCAAGUACACACAAAACACGAAUGGAACGGACAAUUCCUCUUUGGAUUUUGGAAAGAAAAGAGUUAAUCUAGCCCAACCGCUAUUUUACAAAAUCUUAGAAAUGAUUCUCAAGGAUGAGAAAAGCAAGAAACCUAAUGUUGACAUUACUAACUUAAUAACGAAUGAAGUGUUCGUUCAGUGCCUUUUCGCUUGUUGUUUGGAAAUAGUUAUUUACUCGUAUAAAAAUGAGGACAGAACAUUUCCCUGGAUAUUGAGCGCCUUAAACAUAGAGGCAUAUUAUUUUUAUAAAGUUAUUGAAAUUACCGUGAAGGUAGAGGAACAAUUAUCAAGAGACGUAGUUAAACAUUUAAAUUGUAUUGAGGAGAAGAUUUUGGAGUCUUUAGCUUGGAAGAAAAAUAGUCCACUGUGGCUGGCUAUUGAAUCAACCGAAGGUGGCGUUCCCAGCUGUGAAGAUGUUUCGUUGCCAGGUUUUGCGGAUUCAAUUGAACAAAAUAUACCCGGACAUCCUGGUUUGCGAAGAAUUGCUCUCGAUCGUGGUACACACUACGAUAUACAAAGUCCCAUUUCUUCAGCAUCCGAAAGAUUCCAGUCGCCAAUCUCCUCAACGGGUGUACCAAAAAAACAAUUAUUUGGCGACAGCAAAUCCAGUGGUCACAGUUUGCUUCGAGUCGGUGGACAGAGUGUGUUGACCUCGAAAGUUUUCUACGUUUUGCCAGAACAAACGUCGACGCCAAAAUCGACAGCUUCGAAUUCUAGUUCUCAAAGUAGAGAAGCAACAAGAUCAAAACGAACAGGCUCUGUGGCAUUAUUUUUCAGAAAAUUCUACAAUUUAGCCGCAGUUCGUAUGCACGAUUUGUGCCACAAUCUAUCGAUUGAUGAUGAGGAUUUAAAGAAGAAAAUCUGGACAAUAUUCGAGUAUUCAAUAAAAGAGGCGACUUGCUUAAUGCGAGACAGACAUCUCGAUCAAAUUCUCAUGUGCGCCGUGUACGUGAUUUGCAAAUUGGCGAAAAUCGAAAAGAAUUCAUUCACUGAAAUAAUGAGAUGCUACCGUCUUCAGCCGCAGGCGGAAUCACACAUUUACAGAUCGGUGUUGAUUCAAAAUGAAAAUGAAAAUGAUGUCUCAGGAGACAGUGAAAAUGGAUUGAAUGCACAGGUGAAUAAUGUCGCGCCUCCAACUCCAUCGAAUAUGGCAGGAACUUCGCAAAACUUUGGUUCAGAGAUUCGUGGGGACCUUAUAAAGUUUUACAAUACAGUCUAUGUUCCGCCCGUUAAAGAAUUUGCGAAUAGAUUAGGCAUAGGAAGAGCCAAUCCCACAAAUCUGACACUCAGUCCUCUGCCCCGAGGCAAAUCAACCAAAAAGUCUCCCAUCAAGCGCAUCACGGGCUGUGUCACUACAAGAAUAAUGGACUCGAAGGCUAUUUCCGCUACUCCAGCGCCAACACUCAGUUACUGUCUUGGUCGCAGUCCAGCAAAGGACUUGGAAGCUAUCAACAAAAUGGUAAUAUCGGUAGAUGCCAAGAAAUCAGUUGGAAAGCGUUUGCUGUCGAACGAAGGGGAAGUUGAAAUGUCACAAGAAUCGAAUAAAAAGUAUAUGACAACUGCUUUCGUUGCACGAAAGCUAGAGAAUAUAUUGGACGAUCGUCGCAUACAAAAUCAAUAGACUCAUGGCAAUAUUAAAAAAAAACUUUAAAGUAACAUGUAAAAAAAGGUAAUGUUUACAUAAAAUUUAAACAAAUCAAGAUAAAGAAAAAUUCACAUCAUGAAUUAUACAAAUCAAACUUUUAAAAAAGCUCACGUUAGUAAAUGUAAAUGUUCUUUUUUACUUAUUUCAAUGCUUUAUAUUAUAAAUUAAAAAAUGUAGGUUUAAUUAAUGUUUGCAUGAAAUACUCUUAUUUUUUUUUCUUUUACAAAGUAUUUUCACGCCCAAAAAAAAUUGCGUUCUUUGAUAAACAGUUAUUGUAACUGUAAAUUUCUUUUUAAUUAUGACCAUUUAUUUCUGUUUAUUAUUUUUUUUGUUUAAUUCAAACUUGUGUUUAACAUAAUUAUGUUAAAAGAAACAAUAGUUAUUUCUAAACGCAAAGUAAUUUUUUCCGGAAAUUUUAUUUGAAAUAAUGUUUAAAAACAGAUUUAUAUGUGCGAAAAUAAUUUUUCAUUUUCUGCAUUAAAAAAAAAUUCCAAUAUGGCGAAAAAUUUGAACGGCGGGGCCGUUCUCAUAUUUUCAACAUUUUUAAAGGAAUUUGAAAAAAAACUUGUCGUAGAUUAAUUGUAUUGUACGUACUUUAAUUUUGACUGGCUUCUUUAAAGAUUUUUUUUUUAAAGUAAUGUAAUAUGUAUUAUCAGCAAAGAGUAUCAGAGAAUAUAUAUUAUACAAGUAUGUUUUAAGUAGAAGUGAGUAACCUUCGAAACAUUGAUAGCUCAUUAUUUUUCCAAGCAAGUAUUUUCUUUAAUUCUUAUUAGUGUGAAAUAAUUGACUAACUGAUUUGUUUUACUAAUCCACUUAUUCAAAUUAUCCUGACAGAACGACAAUGAAUUUUCUGAAACAAUAGUUUUUUAAAGUAGACGAGGCAGUCAUUGUAAAAAUACAAUAAUUUGAGAAAAUUGUAGAUUUUUUUUUCCUUAUAAUGAAAUUUUUGUAAAAUGAAAAUCGAGAGCGAUAAUGUUUGAACUGUGAGAAACUUGAAAUGAAAACCUGAAUGUUUUGAUUAAUCUAAAUAUCACAAUCAUAAAAAUAAUGUGAAUAAAAUUUAACGUUGGUUCUCAAAACAUACAAAUGCGAUUCGGGUGAUAUAGAAUUACUAUAAAUUUUCGAUCUAGGGAUAGGUUGAAGAAUAUAAAAUAAUUAAUCGUUAUAUUAAUUUAUAGCUAAUAAAGAGAAGCCGUCAAAGUGCAAGACCUCUGUAAGAACUCGUCUUUAAAGAUUGAAAAAAAAUUAUGCGUUUACAUGAGCAAUAAAAGGGCUUGAAGUAUUACACGUUUUGAUAAUGAUUAAUUGAAAAGUGUCAAAAUUAUAAUUGCUCAAGUCCGUUGAUCUCAUAAUUAUUCUUUUUUUUAUUGCUAAGUGAUUUGUGCAUAAAUGAAAAUAAGAAAGUUUGUUAUUCGAGGUAUUGCAUAAUUUGUAAUCGACUGCUUCUUGUGUGUAUUUUUUAGAUUUAUCGUUUCGAAUAUUCGUUUAAUUUGCGAAUACCUAUUUGUUAUAUUAUUGUGAUUCUAUACUUGGUGUAGCAGACGCCUCUAAAGUUUUAUCAGGAUAUAUUGAGUUAUUUUUUUGUAAAUAGUACAUAUUAACUCUAACUACAUUAGAAAAUAAAGAUAACUCUAAAAGUUUA
This is a messenger RNA of Leptopilina heterotoma, 4824 nucleotides long. RefSeq names its product retinoblastoma-like protein 1. Gene Ontology annotation, biological process: regulation of transcription by RNA polymerase II; negative regulation of G1/S transition of mitotic cell cycle; cell differentiation. The transcript is spliced from 8 exons. Gene Ontology annotation, molecular function: RNA polymerase II transcription regulatory region sequence-specific DNA binding. The record is from RefSeq and is a predicted model, not a curated record. Bases 195 to 3158 code for a protein of 987 amino acids. NCBI's taxonomy places the organism in Eukaryota, Metazoa, Arthropoda, Insecta, Hymenoptera, Figitidae. Gene Ontology annotation, cellular component: nucleus; chromatin; transcription regulator complex.